GAAUGAGUUUUACAUGGGGAUAGGUUAAGUUCGUGAUUUGACUUAUGUGCUUGUUAUUUCGCCUAUGGUGACUGGCCUCAAGUUAUUGAUGAUAGAAACCUGAGAAAUGAAAUUUGAAUUGUAUUUUCUUAUGAUCGUGGUCAUAAUGUCAAUAGUCUAGUGAAAUGGUGCUUUCACGACAACUGGCAACUCGGGGGCAAAAACUCGGAGCUCGUUUUUCCUGAGUUCCCAGUUGACGUGAAAGCACUGAAGUCGGAGAUUUCCGAGUUCAGCUGAUUUUUGAACGCGACAAACGUUCAGACUUCGGUCAAUGACGCACAGACAGGAGCGCACUUUGAAACUGCAGGACUCUUGAGUAACCAUGCAGACAAUUGACAUUCUGAAACAGGCCCUCUCCAGCCUGGAUCCUACCCAGCAGCAGCAGCUCUUGGUGGCCGGGUCUGCGGUGGCCGUGGGCGGGCUGCUGACCUGUUAUUACUGGGUGUAUCAAGGCACGAAGACCAAUCGCAUUCCAAUAGGGGAUGGGUGGUGGGGGGCAGGAGAGAAGCCUCAGUCAGAGGAUGAGACGGUUUUCCCCUUUCAGGUCCAGACUUCCGAUGAAGAGAUACAGGACUUGUAUGACCGUAUUGACAGGACCCGGUACACUGAACCACUGGAGGACACGGGCUUCCAGUACGGCUUUAACUCUACCUACCUGAAGAAGGUGGUCUCCCACUGGAGGCAUCAAUUUAACUGGAAGAAGCAGAUUGCAAUACUCAACAAGUAUCCUCAAUUCAAAACCAAUAUUGAGGGUUGUGGAGUGAAUGACUCUCCAGUAGGCCUGGCUGCUUACAUACUGGAGAAGUUCUCCACCUGGACUGACUUCAACAACAGGGACUUGGAAGAUGGGGGGCUGGAGAGGAAGUUCACCCUGGACGACCUGCUGACCAACAUCAUGAUCUACUGGACCACCGGCUCCAUCGUGUCCUCCAUGAGGUUCUACAAGGAGAACUUAAAGACCAACAUUGACAACAGACUGGAUAAUCACAUGGGGGUGUAUGUGCCUACAGGUCUGGCGGCGUUCCCCAACGAGCUAAUGCACGUGCCCCAGGUGUGGGCUAGAGCCAAGUUCAGGAACAUCUACUCCUACUCUUACAUGCCCCGAGGAGGCCACUUCGCUGCCUUCGAGGAGCCACAGCUCCUGGCUGACGACCUGCUGCAGUUUGUGAAGAAGGUGGAGAAGUUGUAGAGUUGAUGGAUACAAGAGGUCGACUCUCCCCUCCUGCCAAGUGCCUGGAAGAAAAACCAGCAGGACUGCAGAACGUGAUGACACUACAGCUUGGAAUUGUAGCUUUGUAUUAAAACAUUUCAAUGUUAAUCUAAGAUUAAAAAUCAGAAGCACUGUCUGAUUAUCAGGUAAAUACUUGGGUCAAUCAUUGAUGUUAACACUGCAAUAUGAUCAUGCUAAGUGAUUGUGUAAUAUUAAGGCUAUACAGUCAAAAUAAUGGACCAAUACUGCAAUAAAAAAAUGAAAUUACAAAUGUC
Molecule: messenger RNA, 1524 nt
Organism: Oncorhynchus keta (chum salmon)
Lineage: Eukaryota; Metazoa; Chordata; Actinopteri; Salmoniformes; Salmonidae
Product: epoxide hydrolase 1-like
Exons: 6
Coding region: 362-1228 (288 amino acids)
Biological process (GO): epoxide metabolic process; arachidonate metabolic process
Molecular function (GO): epoxide hydrolase activity
Source: RefSeq, a predicted model, not a curated record